Erinaceus europaeus (western European hedgehog) is the source of this 1751-nucleotide messenger RNA. It is a transcript of the gene CCDC51, whose product is annotated as coiled-coil domain containing 51. NCBI's taxonomy places the organism in Eukaryota, Metazoa, Chordata, Mammalia, Eulipotyphla, Erinaceidae. Bases 104 to 1330 code for a protein of 408 amino acids. The record is from RefSeq and is a predicted model, not a curated record. The transcript is spliced from 4 exons.
CGGGCACUGAAGGACCGCAGAUCAGCUCUGAGUGGCAGGCGCUGGCUUGCGGUGCGGACCGGGGCUCCGGGCUCGCCAGGUGUGUCCUCCCACAGACUUCCCGAUGACAGGGUGCAGCCCUGUGCUGACCGUGCGGCAUGCCAUGGGUGUCCCUCCCACAGUGGUGUGGAGAGGCCUCUUCGGAAGGGACAUCUUUGUAGCCCGGACUCUGUGCAGCUCGGGCCCCAGCCAGCCCCGAGAGAAAAGACCAGAGGAGGUGGCCCUUGGCCUGUACCAUCACCUCACGGCCCUGGGAAGAGCCCUGGGACACAGCGUUCAGCAGCAAGCCUCCUCCAAGGCCAAGACUUGGUGGAAAAGAUAUGAAGAGUUUGUUGGGCUCAAUGAGGUUCGAGAGGCCCAGGGAAACGUGACUGAGGCAGAGAAAGUAUUCAUGGUGGCUCGGGGACUUGUCAGAGAGGCCCAGGAAGCCCUGGAAGUUCAGCAGGUCAGGCUGAAGGAGGUGAGAGACCGCUUGGACCGCAUCUCCAGAGAUGACAAUCAGUACCUGGAGCUGGCCACUCUGGAGCACAGGAUGCUGCAGGAGGAGAAGAGGCUUCGCGCAGCCUAUACACGUGCUGAAGACUCUGAAAGAGAGAAGUUCUCCCUCUUCUCCGCGGCUGUGCGGGAAAGUCACGAGAAGGAGCGUACGCGGGCUGAGAGGACCAAGAAUUGGUCCCUCAUUGGCUCGGUCUUGGGGGCCCUGAUCGGUGUGGCAGGCUCCACUUACGUGAACCGUGUGCGGCUUCAGGAGCUGAAGACCUUGCUCCUAGAGGCGCAGAAGGGGCCUGUGAGCCUCCAGGAGGCCAUCCGAGAACAGGCGUCCAGCUACUCCCUCCAGCAAAGGGACCUCCAUAGCCUCGUGGCAGAUCUAAAGGGCCUGGUCCAAGCCGGUCCAGGCUCUGGGUCCCCGGCGGGAACUUCCUCCAGCCGAGAAAGAGACACAGAUGCUCUUUCCUCUGCCUUGAAAGAGCAGCUCAGUCACUCCAGGCAGGUCCAUUCAUGUCUGGAAGGCUUACAAAAGCAACUGGAUGGCCUGGAAAAAACUUUUAGCCAGAUGACUGGGGCGGUGCAUCUUGCAAAGGCUGCAGCCCUCCAGGACUUCUUGGAGCCUGAAGACGGGGCUCGGCCUCGCUCUCUGCUGGAACAUGGAAGCGUGAUCUUGGCGCUGUCAGACAUGGAGCAGAAGCUACAAACCCAGGUCAACAGAAACUCCGUCUAUAGCACCCUGGUCACCUGUGUAACAGUUGUGGCCACCCUGCCUGUGCUCUACAUGCUGUUCAGGGCUAACUAGCCCCCGGACCAUCCUCCUGAGGGCCUGGUGGGGACGGGUGGAUGUGGGUUUAUUUAGAAAGUUCCUGUCCUGAGCUUUGAGUGCUUGUCCCCUCAGCCCCUCUGUGCGGUUCCCUCACUGACUCUGAGCUUUCUAGACGACACUUGUUUACACUAAUUAGCGGAACUGCUAAGGCCCAAUGAAGACGUCUUUCUUAGUUUCUCUUUCUUAAAGGUCCGGCCUAAGGAUCCUGGUUCGAGCCCCGGCUCCCCACCUGCAGGGGGAUCGCUUCACAAGUGGUGAAACAGGUCUGCAGAUGUCUAUCUUUCUCUCCCCCUCUCUCCCCUUCCCUUUCAAUUUCUCUGUCCUAUCAAGGGAAAAAAAAAAAAAAAAGUCACUGGAUUCAUAGUACCAGCACCAAGCCCCAGUGACUGGAGGCAAA